AAGAACGAUUGCCUUUCAGUACAUCCUGAGACAUUUUCCGGCAAUUACACGCCAGUGGAAUCGCACAAGUGACUGUAGUUUUAUACAGAAAAAGUUAGCAUACAAAUUUAAAAAGAAAAGUUACACAAUAACAUGAAUAAUAUCGACUCCCAAUUGGGAAUCACAGAUGAAAUUGUGAAAAUUAACCUCACUGAUUCACUGGGACACAGUGCAUCCCCGCUGAGUCAUGUCUCUUUUCUUUCAAACAAUAAGAAAAACACUUCAGGAGCAUCAGCCACAGUCUCAUCGUCCUCCCCAAUCCUGCCAGCCUCCGCUCUCAUCUCUCAGCCCUCCGCGUCUCCAUCCUCCGCAGCGUCGUCCCUGUCCUCGCUGCCUCUGCCGCUGAUCUCCUCGCAGGUACAUCAGGGACAUCAAAGCAUCCACUCACCCUUACCUCAGCAGGAAAACGACUUCCGCUCCGUGGCAAAUCGGAAUAUCUGGGCCACUGACGCGUCUCCAGGAGAUGACUUGAGGCACACUUCACAUCUUUGUGACUUGUCACAGAAGAGAUUUCCUCCUCGGGAGUCACCACGGGAAGUCUUGGCAGAAUCGACGGCGGGAGAGGGAGAAUUGAUUCUAUUGUGGGACGCGUGGUUGAAGUCAAGAUGCAAAGGCGUUCUCAGCGACCGAUCGUCAUUCUUCGACAUUCCCGUGGCCUCGCCGCAUCCUUACUGCUACAGAUUUUCCACCACUCCGCAUCUCGUGAAGAGGGAACCUGUCGAGGGAUGGCACUCCUCAUAUUCAGACCGUCUCUUCACGGAUCAGAUUUACAGUAAUAUGAAAUCAGUUGUGACGCAGACCGUGUGCGGAUCUCAAGGAAUCUCCACCAGCCAUCCCUCAAUCUACCCCGAUUCCACGUCCCACAUCAACCAUACUCCUAUUGUGUCCUCCGGGAGUCACCAUCAUCACCUAGCGGAGUCUUCACAGCACGGCUACCAGCAGAACUACGGGCUGCGCUCAACAUCGGACACCUCUGCAGCCGUCACGUCCACGGAGCCCGACUACAUCUCAUGCGGAGGCUCCAGCAAUAACUCCCCAGCAAUAGCCGCCAUCCACCAGUCGAACACGGCCAUCCACCAGAGACGCGGAUCCCUGCAGCUCUGGCAGUUCCUCGUGGCGCUCUUGGACGAGCCCACCGCGAGCGCAGGAUGCAUCGCGUGGACAGGGCGAGGGAUGGAAUUCAAACUGGUGGAGCCGGAAGAAGUGGCGCGAAGGUGGGGCAUUCAGAAGAAUCGCCCCGCAAUGAACUACGACAAAUUGUCGCGCAGUCUGAGGUAUUACUACGAGAAGGGAAUCAUGCAGAAAGUGGCAGGUGAGAGGUACGUUUACAAGUUUGUCUGUGAUCCUGAAGCCCUGUUUAAUAUGGCGUAUGGCUCAAAUGUUGCUGGGAAUGCGGACCCUCCGAGCACUCCUCUCACCCUGGCUCCUCGCAACGAUUCCACUCAUGUACAGAACGGACUUCCAACGACUACAGACACCGCCACAACACCCUGA
This is a messenger RNA of Phlebotomus argentipes, 1533 nucleotides long. RefSeq names its product ets DNA-binding protein pokkuri (gene Ets96B). Bases 133 to 1533 code for a protein of 466 amino acids. Gene Ontology annotation, molecular function: sequence-specific DNA binding; DNA-binding transcription factor activity, RNA polymerase II-specific. Lineage: Eukaryota; Metazoa; Arthropoda; Insecta; Diptera; Psychodidae. Gene Ontology annotation, cellular component: nucleus. The record is from RefSeq and is a predicted model, not a curated record. Gene Ontology annotation, biological process: cell differentiation; regulation of transcription by RNA polymerase II. The transcript is spliced from 9 exons.